GCAUCAGUCCCGAAGAUGGAUAGCGUUCUGUGCGGCAGUUGGUGUGAACUGAGGAGGGGACCGUGAAAGUCAUGGGGGAGAACGAAGAGAGCAGAUAAGUCGAUCCCAUCGCCGACCAUCAUAGCAACCAGAGGGGACAUUAUUCCGGCGUCCGUCGCUCCAAGAAAGUUGGUCUGAGAGCUUGCCUGCCUCUCUCCCCGUUAUAGCAGUGGUUGCACACUUUAGAGCUGAGCCCGUAUGCAGCAGGCACACCAACCGAGGACUGUUUUCGGCUCUUGCCGCCGGAGCUGAGACUAAGGAAAAAGCGCCCCCCUCUCCAACCAAACGUCCAAUUCAGCAGAGUAUGUCCCUAGAUGACAAACGUGGAAAGGGUUUAUCAUUCACACAGAUGGGAAUUGAGGAUAACAACAUGAGGAACGGCAGAGGCCUGUCCGAUCAGUGGGCUGACACUGUCGUGGUCCGACCCAGGACGACCGAGCGGCACAUCACCGUGCAUAAAAAACUGGUCCUGGGCUUCGCCAUCUCCAUCCUAACGCUCAUCAUCGUCACGGCCAUAGCCGUGCUGCUCAGCGUCAGCUUCGAGGACUGUGCCGUGGCGGAGAGCAGUUCGCGGGCCGGAAACAGCACCAGCACGAAACCCAAUCAGUCCCGGGACGGUAAUUUCAACCACAGGGAUGAGGACAGCCAGCCGUGGAGGCACCUGCGCCUGCCCGUGUCGCUGCGUCCGCGCCACUACGACCUCCGGCUGUCGGUGUACAUGGACAACUUCACCUUCUCCGGCGAAGUCAACAUCGAAUUCGAGUGCGUCAACUCCACCAAGUUCAUCGUGCUGCACACGGACCGGCUGGAAGUGGAGAAAGUGGUGGUCUACUCGGACAACAAGAAGCCGGGCGUUAUGCGCAUCCACCGGCAGUUCCACUACCCGUCCAACCAGGUUUAUGUCGUCGCUUUGCACAGGGAGAUGAAGCCUCUGAGAACCUACAAAGUCAACAUUACUUUUGAAGCCCAGAUAGAGAACGAACUUUUGGGAUUUUUCCGGAGCUCAUACGUGCUGCACGGAGAGAGAAGGUACCUGGCGGUGACUCAGUUCUCGCCGACGCACGCCCGGAAGGCGUUCCCGUGCUUCGACGAGCCCAUCUACAAGGCCACGUUCCGCAUUAGCCUGAAGCACGAGGCCUCCUACCUCUCGCUCUCCAACAUGCCCGUGGAGAACUCUGUGACGGACGACGAGGGCUGGGUGACCAACCACUUCUCGCGCACGCCGCGCAUGUCCACCUACUACCUGGCCUGGGCCGUCUGCAACUUCACCUACCGCGAGGCGCUGACCGACAGCGGCGUGCUGAUCCGUAUGUACGCACGGCCCAACGCCAUCCUGAGCGGGUCGGGCGACUACGCUCUGCAGAUCACCAAGCGCCUCCUGCAGUUCUACGAGGAUUACUUCAAAGUCAAAUACUCCCUGCCCAAAUUAGAUCUGUUGGCCGUUCCUAAGCACCCGUACGCUGCGAUGGAGAAUUGGGGCCUGAACGUGUUUGUGGAGCAGAAGAUCCUGCUGGACCCGGAGAUCUCCUCCUUCUCCUACCAGAUGGACCUCACCAUGGUGGUGGUGCAUGAGAUAUGCCACCAGGAUUAUCUGAUGACCCACAUGUAUGGCAAUGCAGCGAGGGACGACCUUUGGAACAAGUUCUCAGAGGCUAUGCAGAGGGAGGGCAAGGACAUCAACAUCAAGGAAGUGAUGGACAGGUGGACGCUGCAGAUGGGCUACCCCGUGGUCACCAUCAGCAAGAACGAGACCCUCGGCCACGCCGUCACCAUCGCCCAGGAGCACUUUGUCUAUGACAUGGAUGCCAAGAUGCGCGACCCCGAGCUCGCCAACCGCAGUUUCCAAUGGCACAUCCCUUUAACGUUGGCUGUGGGGAACUCCACUCACCUGUCCCCAGAGUCCAUCAUCUGGGUCUCCAACAAAACAGAGACGCACAAAGUGGGGCCGAUAGAGGAGGACACGUGGUUGCUAGGCAACAUCAAUCAGAUGGGCUACUUCAGGGUGAACUACGACCUGCACAACUGGAGACUUCUCAUUGAGCAGCUGAUGAACAACCAUGCGAUAAUCUCCAUUGGAAACCGGGCUGGGCUCAUUGACGACGUCUUUAACCUGGCUAGGGCUGGGUUCCUGCCUCAGAGCGUGCCCCUGCAGAUCAUCGGCUACCUGCCCCAGGAGAAGGAGUUCCUACCCUGGCACGCGGCCAGCAGAGCCCUCUACCAGCUGGACAAACUCCUGGACCGCACGGAGGACUACAGCCUGUUCAGUGACUUUGUGCUGAAGCAGGUGGCUCCCAAGUAUCACAAGCUGGCCUGGCCAACAACUUCUCCUGACGGCUCCUUCAUGCAGGCUGCCUAUCAGGCUGAGGAGCUUCAGCGGGAGGUGAUCAUGCUAGCGUGUAGUUUCGGGAACAAGCACUGUCAUCGCCAGGCUGUGUCUCUCAUCUCCGACUGGAUCUCCAGCAACAAGAACAGGAUCCCGCCUAACGUGCGGGACAUUGUGUACUGCACUGGCGUGUCUCUGAUGGACGAGGACGUGUGGGAGUUCAUCUGGAUGAAGUUCCACUCCUCCACGGCCAUCUCCGAGAAGAAGGUCCUCCUGGAGGCACUCACCUGCAGCGACAACAGCUUCCUCCUCAACAGGCUGCUGAACCUGUCCCUGAGCUCAGACCUUGUUCCUGAUCAGGACGUAAUAGACGUGAUCAUCGAUGUGGGCCGCAAUCCCCACGGACGACACCUGGCCUGGCGCUAUUUCAGAGAGAAGUGGGACAUCCUGAAUGCCAGGUACGGCGAGGCCUUAUUCAUGAUCUCAAAACUAAUCAGUGGGGUGACAGAGUUUCUCAACACUGAUGCGGAACUCUCUGAGCUGAAGGACUUCAUCCAGAACAGCAGUGGAGGAGGGGCGGUGGCGGCGUUCGGCCGCGCAGUGGAGAUCGUGGAGGCCAACGUGAAGUGGCAUCGGCUCUAUGAGCGCCAGUUCUACCAGUGGCUCCGCAAGUCGCCCAACGGCUAACCCCACGACGCUAGCUAGCCCUCCUGCCAGCCAGCCCGCCCAACCAGGCCGCUUCCAGACCAGACCCUAUCAGAUCAGUUCUCUAGCAUGGUGUAUCUCCAACGUAUUUAGAGGCCAACUCCACAACUGGCAACAAACAAACCAACAAACCACAAAAGAAAAGGAAUUGAUCAAUUCAAGACCAAAAAAUGGUCGACUAUGACUUAUUUCUUUUUUUUCGCUCCCCUUGACCAACACACUCAACGGCAAAGACUUGUUGUCUUUUUGUCUGUAUGUCUUGGGUAUACAGGCAAGUUGAUCACAAUCCCUUGAAGCAUUCACUCACAUUAGAGCAGCAUACGGUAACACCAGGAUUUGGGAAGAGGUGGAAGAGCAAGA
Molecule: messenger RNA, 3427 nt
Organism: Engraulis encrasicolus (European anchovy)
Lineage: Eukaryota; Metazoa; Chordata; Actinopteri; Clupeiformes; Engraulidae
Product: thyrotropin-releasing hormone-degrading ectoenzyme-like
Exons: 16
Coding region: 344-3049 (901 amino acids)
Biological process (GO): proteolysis; peptide catabolic process
Cellular component (GO): cytoplasm
Molecular function (GO): metalloaminopeptidase activity; zinc ion binding; peptide binding
Source: RefSeq, a predicted model, not a curated record